This is a messenger RNA of Eucalyptus grandis, 1483 nucleotides long. RefSeq names its product transmembrane protein 45A. Lineage: Eukaryota; Viridiplantae; Streptophyta; Magnoliopsida; Myrtales; Myrtaceae. Bases 275 to 1159 code for a protein of 294 amino acids. The transcript has a single exon. The record is from RefSeq and is a predicted model, not a curated record.
AAAGCCCAAAUGCUAUCUGAUCCAGUGCCUUGGGACUUCAGCGGUCAACCUCGCUGAAUCUUAUUCGCCAAGAAAUAACAGAGCAAAUUCAAACCAGAGAAGCCUCUAGAGCCCCUCAUUAGCAUUUAAAAUUGACCUUCUAUUCAUUUGAACCCUCCUUAAAAACCUUAGGCAUCACCCCGGUGUUAUGCAGCCCAAGCUCUUUUCCUGCUAGAGGCACAAGGAAAGCCAAACAAGGGAAAACCAUAGCCAUUUUUUGGGGACUUGGACACAAAUGGGUACUUUGGUGGGUCAUGUUGCACCUGGCCUUGGCUUCUUGCUCAUUGGCCUAUGGCACCUCUUCAACCACAUCAAGCUCCACGUUCUUCACCCAAGCUCCUACAAGUCCCCUCCAUGGUUUCCCACCUUGGGAUUGAGGUACUUGGAGCUCCUGUCAAUCAUGGCCGGUUGCUCGAUGUCCGUGGCGAUGGAGCUCUUCAUUGGACCUCAAGGUCACCAGCCCUUCGACUCAGAUGGUACCAUCCCGUCGAACCAUCUCCACAACUUCGAGCACGUGGAGAUCUCCCUCGCCUUCUUCGUCUAUGCGGGCUUUGCAAUCCUCCUUGAUCGGGUCCGGACUGUCCCCGAUGCUAAGCAUGGCCUCACACAAUUGCUGGCUGCAAUGGCUUUUGGCCAGCAGCUCCUCCUUUUCCACUUCCACUCAGCUGACCACAUGGGUAUGGAAGGCCAAUACCACUUGCUCCUUCAAAUUGUGAUAUCUGUUUCUCUUCUCACCACUCUAAUGGGAAUUGGUCUUCCAAAUAGCUUCUUGGUGAGCUUCGUGAGGUCAACCAGCAUUUUCUUCCAAGGUGCUUGGCUCAUUGCCAUGGGAUUCAUGCUUUGGACACCAAAGCUUAUGCCUAAAGGUUGUUUUAUGAACUCGGAAGAAGGUCAUCGGGUGGUCCGGUGCCAAACCAAGGCCCUUCACCGGGCCAAAUCCCUUGUGAAUAUCGAGUUUAGUGGGUUCCUGAUUUUGAUAUCCAUCUUUGUGGUCUCUCUUUACUUGGUUAUGGUUAAAACAUACGCCGGCGGCAAUGUCAAUUACCAGUCGCUUAUCGAGGCGAAUGAACUCGACGAGGACAGCGAUGAUGUCGAAUCACAAAGAAAAGCGGACUUGUAGAUGAGCAAAAGGGUUUCCUUCGUGGGGUGAAGUCCUAUGUACCGAUCAACGGGGGAAGGUAGACCAAGGAAUAUAAAACCACUGGUGGUUAAUUGUUUGUACAAAUUACGUUUGAUAGGAUACCCCAAAGAUGCCUGAAUUUGCCGCCUAGUGUUGUGUUGGCUUAAUGAGGGCAUGACUUUGGAAACAAGGGUUUGCUGGUAGGGGGGAAAUGUCUACUUUAAUUUAUUCAUUUGGUCUGAACCAAUCACUUUGAAUAUUUUAUUGGCGAGCUUGGUUACUUUAAUAUUUGUAGAGCUAUCAAUACAAGCCCUGAUUGCACUC